This is a messenger RNA of Hevea brasiliensis (rubber tree), 2424 nucleotides long. RefSeq names its product polyadenylate-binding protein 4. The transcript has 9 exons. The coding region runs from base 320 to 2254 and encodes 644 amino acids. The record is from RefSeq and is a predicted model, not a curated record. Lineage: Eukaryota; Viridiplantae; Streptophyta; Magnoliopsida; Malpighiales; Euphorbiaceae. Gene Ontology annotation, cellular component: ribonucleoprotein complex. Gene Ontology annotation, molecular function: RNA binding.
UAUAUAAACAAAAGCUUGUCUAACUCUUCUCUUGCGGUGCCGCUCGUGCUGCCCAUUCUUCUAUCUACGCACUCAAACUAUCACCUCUCUUAUAACUACGGCCCUAUUUUUGGGAGAAAUUUUCGGCCAACAUAUCACAUAUCAAAAAAAGAAGAAAAAUACUAACAAAAACCCAAAAAUCACAAACCCAAAACCAAAUAUUCCCUAUCAAACGGUUAUUUGGUCACUGGUUUUCAUUUCCAACAACAUUAGUUAAGGGUUUUGUUGUUGUUGUUUUUCAUUUCUGGGUUUGUUUGUUUUGUUGCGUGAAAUUUGGAGAAUGGCUCAGGUUCAGGUACAACCGCAGUCUCCGGUUUCUGCUCCAAAUGGGGUGGCAAGCAAUGAAGUGAACCAGUUCGUGUCUACCUCGUUGUAUGUUGGGGAUCUUGACCACAAUGUGACUGAAACUCAGCUUUAUGAUUUGUUUAAUCAGAUGGGUCAGGUCGUAUCGAUUCGGGUAUGCAGGGACUUGACCACUAAAAGGUCCCUUGGUUAUGCCUAUGUCAAUUAUAGCAACAUCCAUGAUGCGGCACGGGCAUUAGAGGUAAUGAAUUUCACUCCUGUCAAUGGCAAGCCGAUUAGGAUAAUGUAUUCUCAUCGUGACCCUACUAUUCGUAAAAGUGGUGCAGGAAAUAUAUAUAUCAAGAAUUUGGACAAGGCAAUUGACAACAAAGCUCUACAUGACACAUUUUCCACAUUUGGGAAUAUUUUAUCUUGCAAAGUAGUAACUGAUUCUUCGGGUCAGUCUUUGGGAUAUGGUUUUGUACAAUUUGAUAAUGAGGAGUCUGCUAAAAAUGCAAUUGAUAAAUUGAAUGGCAUGUUACUGAAUGACAAGCUAGUUUAUGUGGGACCUUUCCUCCGCAAACAGGAAAGAGAGUCUGCUAUGGAUAAGACAAAAUUCAAUAAUGUUUAUGUAAAGAAUUUGUCAGAGACAACGACUGAGGAGGAUUUGAAGAAGAUUUUUGGUGAAUAUGGAACUAUUACUAGUGUUGUAGUUAUGAGAGAUGGUGAUGGAAAGUCCAAAUGUUUUGGAUUUGUCAAUUUUGAGAAUCCUGAUGAUGCAGCUCGAUCUGUCGAGGCUCUUAAUGAGAAGACAUUUGAUGAUAAGGAGUGGUAUGUUGGGAAAGCACAGAAAAAAUCUGAAAGAGAAAUGGAAUUAAAAGGGCGUUUUGAGCAAACUUUGAAGGAGACGGUUGACAAAUUUGAAGGAUUGAAUCUAUAUGUUAAGAACCUAGAGGAUAGCAUCACUGACGAUAAACUGAAGGAAUUAUUCUCAGAAUUCGGUGCAAUAACUUCAUGCAAGGUUAUGUGUGACCCGAAUGGUGUAAGUAGAGGAUCAGGCUUUGUGGCCUUCUCAAGUGCUGAAGAAGCAUCUCGAGCUCUCGCAGAGAUGAAUGGUAAAAUGGUAGUUGGCAAGCCAUUGUAUGUUGCACUUGCACAAAGGAAAGAAGAAAGAAAAGCCAGGUUGCAGGCACAGUUUUCACAAAUGCGUCCUCCUGCAAUGGUACCUGCAGUUGGCCCUCGUAUGCCAAUCUAUCCCUCUGGAACUCCAGGGAUUGGACAGCAACUAUUCUAUGGUCAAGGUCCUCCUGCUAUUGUCCCUCCCCAGCAUGGGCUUGGUUAUCAGCAGCAACUGGUUCCUGGAAUGAGGCCAAAUUUUUUUGUUCCAAUGGUCCAACCGAGUCAGCAGGCUCAGCGCCCGGGUGGCCGGAGAUCUGGAGCAGGCCCAGUGCAACCUCAGCAACCACUUCCCCUGAUGCAGCCACAGAUGCUUCCUAGGGGCCGUGUCUAUCGUUACCCUCCUGGUCGCAACAUGCCUGAUGUUCCCAUAGCUGGUCUUCCUGGGGGCAUGCUUCCUGUUCCUUAUGAUAUGGGGGGAAUGCCAUUUAGAGAUGCUGCAUUUUCACAGCCUAUGCAGGCUGGGGCUUUGGCCACUGCCCUUGCUAAUGCAACACCUGAACAACAGAGGACGUUGCUCGGGGAAAAUUUAUAUCCACUCGUGGACCAGUUGGAGCAUGAUAAUGCUGCUAAGGUGACAGGCAUGCUUCUAGAGAUGGACCAGACUGAGGUUUUGCACUUGCUGGAGUCUCCAGAAGCCCUGAAAGCCAAAGUUGCUGAGGCCAUUGAGGUGCUUAGAAGCGUUCAGCAGCAGCAGGUUAAUAGUCCAACUAAUCGAAUGGCCUCGCUGUCCCUAAAUGACAACCUUGUUUCUUAAGCCUCGCUGUUGCUAUUUUUAGAAUAAUUGCUGAAACUUUUUUUUUUUUUUAAUUUUUUGAGAGCCUUUAGAACGCUUCUUGAAACUUUGUUUUGAGAGUAUUUUUGGGGUUGCUCCAAAUUUUUGCCUGUUACUUGAGCUUCUAUUCUAGUUGAUACUUAACCUCAGUA